Phlebotomus argentipes is the source of this 1602-nucleotide messenger RNA. RefSeq names its product probable cytochrome P450 4s3 (gene Cyp4s3). Lineage: Eukaryota; Metazoa; Arthropoda; Insecta; Diptera; Psychodidae. The transcript has 5 exons. The record is from RefSeq and is a predicted model, not a curated record. The coding region runs from base 27 to 1499 and encodes 490 amino acids. Gene Ontology annotation, molecular function: oxidoreductase activity, acting on paired donors, with incorporation or reduction of molecular oxygen; heme binding; monooxygenase activity.
CUCGAAGUGCGCAGACUGUGAGAAAAAUGAUUGGUGUUGCGAUAUUCCUAGUGCUUCUUGUCGUUUAUCUGUUGAAGAUCGACUUUUUCCAACGAUGUGUGAGAUUCAAGAAGAUCAUUGACUUCUCCUAUAAGUUUCCUGGACCACCGAUCUUGGAAUUGGCCCAGAAAGCCCACAAAGAAAAGGUUCUGCCAUGGCUAAUGGAUUGUCGUCGAAAGUAUGGACCACGGUUCGUUAUUUGGUUCGGAAAGGAUCUCGUGGUUUUUCUAACUCAGCCUGAGGACAUCAAAAUUGUCCUCUCGAGUCAAGAGAUUAUCAGCAAGUCGGGCAAUUACAAGGUCGUGAUGCCUUGGCUGGGCGAGGGGCUGCUGACGAGCACUGGCAGCAAGUGGCAGAAGAACCGCAAACUUCUCACUCCGGCUUUCCACUUCAAUAUUCUCAAGCAGUUUCAAGUGGUCAUGGACGACUGCUCUGAUAUUCUCAUAAAGAAGUUGAGCAAAGUGGCGACUGACAAACCGGUGGACAUUUAUCCCUUUAUCACUCUCUACGCUCUGGACGUGAUCUGCGAGACCGCUAUGGGAAUCAAGAAGAACGCCCAGGAGAAUAGUGAGUCAGAGUAUGUGAUGGCAGUGAAGAAAAUUUGCGAACUCACACAUCGGCGUUCUUUCUCCAUGGUACUGAGGAUUCCCUUUUUCUUCAAUCUCUCGUCCUACAAGAAGGCGCAAGACAAGACUCUCAAGAUCCUCCACGAUGAAACGAGAAGAGUGAUCAAGUUGAGAAGAAAGGCUCUUGAGAAUCUCAAUAUCAACACUUCGGAGGUUCUAAGCGAGGCCAGUUCGAUGCUGGGCGUUAAGAAGAGACUCGCCUUCCUGGACAUGUUGCUGAUUGCCCAGCGAGAGGGCAAGGAUUUGUCGGAUGAGCACAUUCGCCAGGAAGUGGACACUUUCAUGUUUGAAGGACACGAUACAACGAGCAGUGCUAUUGCGUUCACCAUUUACUUGCUUUCGCAUUAUCCGAAAGAGCAGGAGAUCGCCUAUCAGGAAGCUAGGGAUUACGAAGGGCAGGAACUGGAGACUAUGAAGUAUUUAGAAGCGGUGAUCAAGGAGACCUUGAGAAUCUAUCCUUCGGUGCCCUUCUACUCUCGAUGGGUGGAGAAAGAGGUGAAAGUGGGCGAUGUCGUGGCGCCACCCGGAGUCACUUUGUCUGUUCAAACGUACAUUCUCCAUCACGAUCCUGAGAUCUUCCCAGAACCGAAUGUCUUCAAGCCCGAACGCUUCCUUGACAGCGAGAAUAUGCAUCCUUACGCAUAUGUGCCGUUCAGCGCUGGUCCCAGGAAUUGCAUUGGACAGAAGUUCGCGAUGUUGGAAAUGAAGAAAACUUUGGCAAAACUCUUGAGACACUUCGAAUUCCUACCCGUUGACGCGAAACCAAUUCUCUUGGCUGAAUUGAUCCUCAAGAGCGACAAUGGAGUUCAAGUGCGACUAAAGAAGAGAAGUUAAGGGAACUUGUCAUAAGGCAACGAAGAAACAACAGAGGAAACUUAUAACUAGCACUGGAUUGAAGUUGUAAAAGAACUCUUUUUUUCAACAUCACAAAGCAAAA